This is a messenger RNA of Eruca vesicaria subsp. sativa (arugula), 165 nucleotides long. The record is from the annotation of a GenBank genome assembly. Lineage: Eukaryota; Viridiplantae; Streptophyta; Magnoliopsida; Brassicales; Brassicaceae.
AUGUUGCUAGAGAAACUUGGAUUCACUCUUCUUCAUCUCAACAUCACAUCAUCUCCUUGCAAUGCAUCUGUCUCUUAUUCCUUCAACCUCAAGAUGGAAGACGACUGCAACUUGGGAUCAGCAGAUGAGAUAACGGAGGCGGUUCGUCAGAUUUUUGACUGUUGA